CUUUUGUCGUGGUGAAACUUUUGUGUCACGUUUCGUUUCCUUGUGUCAGUGUUGUCAUGGUUACAGUUUGCGUCUCCGUGCACUCGCCCCUCCCCUCCUGUGUCAAUUCAUAAUGUAAUCACCGGCCGGCCGCUUUUCCGUGGAAGUCACGCCGCUUUCUGUCAGAGAUAAACUUUUGGACGCACUCCGGUGCCGCCUCCGCAUUUCAAAGCGGGUCAAGCAGCAACGUUGCGCUGAUGAAAUGUCUUCUGGCAGGGAUCUUGUUUAAAUACCCGCCACCAUUAAUCGCCUUUUACGGCAGAAGAAUUAUCUCCGGGACUAUUUUUAGAAUCAAUCAUGUUUUUUUUUCUUCUUCUACCAGACACAGACGCGCGGAUUCUAAUGGCUCCCACGAGAACGCACGCUUAUGCAAAGCUUCGUGUUGCCUUAUUCCAUUUAUUGAUACACAAGCCGACCGUAAUUGGCUAUUGAUUAUCAUGCGUAUGAUUGACUGCGAGCAGCCAUCGGGGGCUCGCUCUUCGCAAAUGACUUUUUCCGCCUCCUCACCCUCAGCGUAUUUUUUGAUCUAUUUCAUUUCAGUAGAUAUUGGAUCGUCACCAUUUACACUUCACGCACAUUCCCCACAACUGUCACCUCUUGAACUGUUGAAAUUGUCUUUUGCAGUGUUUUCAUCAUCAUCACCAUCAUCAUCUUCUUCUUCCUGCCAACAGGUAGCCGCGAGCGGGCGCGUGCACGCGGACGCUACUUUGAGGGUGCUGAAGAGGGGACUGCGUCUCUCUCUUUCUCUCUCUCUUUCUCUCUCUCUUUCUCUCUCUCUCUCUCUCUCUCUGUCUCUCUCUUUCUCUCUCUCUCUCUUUCUCUCUCUCCGCCUCGUUGAUCUCUCUCCACUGCGCUCCCGAUCCAAAGUCAUCAGCGAGCAAGUCGUGCUCGAGCGCGGCGGUCCAGCGGCGGUUGCGACUCGCUUCCAAGUGUCCAAGGAUCACGAGGACGUCAGGGAUGAUGGUGCCGCCGAUGAAGAGAAAGAGGAGGUGGAGACGGGCUUGCGCGUGACAGAUGCCGCGUUCAAACACGUCCUCCUGUGGAUAGAAUGAAAUAAAAAGAGCGUCUCUAUUUCCGCUUGCCCGCACGAAGUUCCCAUGUGCAACAUUGACAAGACGACGUCUACCGGGCCGGCGGCGUCUGUUAGCAUCCUUUAGCUCGGGGCGCCAUGUCCCAGCUCUACUACCGGCGGUCGGACAGCUCGUCGUACCGCGACCGCAUCCCUCUGAGGAUUGUGCGGGCCGAGUCGGCGCUGUCGGCGUUGGAGAAGGCCUACCUGGGAGCCGUGGAAAAGGGCGACUAUGCCAGCGUCAAGCAGGCCCUGCAGGAGGCGGAGAUCUACUUCAAGAUCAACAUCAACUGCAUCGACCCGCUGGGCCGCACGGCGCUGCUCAUCGCCAUCGAGAACGAGAACCUGGAGAUCAUCGAGCUGCUGCUGAGCUUUGGCGUCUACGUGGGCGACGCCCUGCUGCACGCCAUCCGCAAGGAGGUGGUGGGCGCCGUCGAGCUGCUGCUCAACCACAAGAAGCCCAGCGGCGGCGUGCAGGUUCCUCCCAUCCUAUUGGACAAGCAGUUCUCGGACUUCACGCCCGACAUCACGCCCAUCAUCCUGGCGGCGCACACCAACAACUACGAGAUCAUCAAGCUUCUGGUGCAGAAGGGCGUUUCCAUGCCGCAGCCGCACGAGGUGCGCUGCAACUGCGUGGAGUGUGUGUCGAGCUCGGACGUGGACAGCCUGCGGCACUCGCGCUCGCGCCUCAACAUCUACAAGGCGCUGUCCAGCCCCUCCCUCAUCGCACUGUCCAGCGAGGACCCCUUCCUCACCGCCUUCAGACUCAGCUUGGAGCUGCAGGAGCUCAGCAAGGUGGAGAACGAGUUCAAAUCGGAAUACGAGGAGCUGUCUCAGCAGUGUAAGGAGUUUGCCAAAGACCUGUUGGACCAAACCAGAAGCUCCAGAGAACUCGAAAUGAUCCUCAACUACAGAGAUGACGUCAACCUCCUGGAGGAAGAGGGCAACGGAGACCUGGCUAGACUCAAGUUGGCCAUCAAGUACAACCAGAAAGAGUUUGUCGCGCAGCCCAAUUGCCAGCAGCUGUUAGCGUCACGCUGGUACGACGAGUUCCCGGGCUGGAGGCGGCGCCGCUGGGCCGGCAAGUUCCUGACGUGCGUCUUCAUCGGACUCCUGUACCCGGCGUUCGCUCUGUGCUACCUCACGGCCCCCAAGAGCCGCUACGGGCUGUUCAUCCGCAAGCCUUUUAUUAAAUUCAUCUGUCACACGGCCUCCUACCUGACCUUCCUCUUCCUGCUGCUGCUGGCCUCGCAGCACAUCGUCACCACCGAGCAGGACCGCCAAGGCCCGGCGCCCACCACUGUGGAGUGGAUGAUCCUGCCCUGGGUGCUGGGCUUCAUCUGGGCCGAGAUCAAGCAAAUGUGGGAUGGAGGUUUCCAGGAGUACGUCCACGACUGGUGGAACCUGAUGGACUUUGUCAUGAACUCUCUGUACCUGGCCACCAUCUCCCUCAAAAUCGUCGCCUACACCAAGUACAGCGGCAGUAAGCCGAGGAACCUGUGGGAGAUGUGGCAUCCGACGCUGGUGGCCGAAGCGGUGUUCGCCAUCGCCAACAUCUUCAGCUCCCUGCGUCUUAUCUCGCUCUUCACGGCUAACUCCCACCUGGGACCCCUGCAGAUCUCGCUGGGCCGCAUGCUACUGGACAUCCUCAAGUUCCUCUUCAUCUACUGCCUGGUCUUGCUGGCUUUCGCCAACGGACUGAACCAGCUUUACUUCUACUACGAAACCAAAGCCUCGGACGACAGGAUCAAGUGUAAAGGCAUCCGGUGCGUGGAGCAGAACAACGCCUUCUCCACGCUCUUUGAGACCCUGCAGUCUCUCUUCUGGUCCAUCUUCGGCCUGAUCAGCUUGUACGUGACCAACGUGGACGCCGACCACCAGUUCACCGAGUUUGUGGGCGCCACCAUGUUCGGCACGUACAACAUCAUCUCCCUGGUGGUGCUGCUCAACAUGCUCAUCGCCAUGAUGAACAACUCCUACCAGCACAUCGCGGACCACGCUGACAUCGAGUGGAAGUUUGCCCGCAGCAAGCUGUGGAUGAGCUACCUUGAGGAGGGGGCCACCCUGCCGCCUCCCUUCAACAUCAUCCCCAGUCCCAAGUCUGUCUGGUACCUGGCCCGCUGGCUCAAGGCACGAGUCUGCCCGGACGACGGCGACGCCCGCCAGGACACCAUCGGCACACUCGGGAGACGAGCUGCGGAGAACCUGAGAAUAAACCAUCAGUACCAGGAGGUGGUGAGGAACCUGGUGAAGCGCUACGUGGCCGCCAUGAUCCGAGACGCCAAGACGGAGGAAGGUCUGACCGAAGACAACUUUAAGGAGCUGAAGCAGGACAUCUCCAGCUUCCGCUACGAGGUGAUGGGCAUGAUGAAGUCGGGGCGACCGGUCCUACAGGGUACCGCCGGCAGCCCACCCGAGUCCACCCUGGCUUACCCCAACGCCUCCUUAAAGAUAGCCACUUGCACCCCACCUAAGAACAAAGCCAGCCGGUUCAAGAUGGCCGCCUCACUUCUCCAGCAUGUGGCGUCUGCCGCCCGGAUCCCUGAAGCCCCUAACGGGCUCCUCAACGGUGACGCCGGAGACUUUGCCGUGUUCCACAAACGACACCUCGGCGGAGGUUGCCGCCACCACGGGUAUGAUCUUCGUCAAGUCGGGCCCACAGAACUUUCCAGGAAAAUGUAUUCUCUAUCGGAGGAGUCGGAGGAGGACAAACCGGGUGGAAGCGGUCCGGACGUCAGUGGCAACGUCUGUAGCGUGGCGGUGCAGGAAGACGAGAGCACAGCCUGAACUUUGACGCAUGCGCCAGUCGACGCUCGUUGACCUUUGACAAGAGCCUCAAGGACACGGAGGCGGUUGAUUUCCAACCACUGCCCUAGCUCAGUCCAGUCCAGUUCAGUCUCACACGGGCGGCCCGUGGUUUUCUGUUUACGAAAACAUGAAAGAUGAAUGGCUAAAGAUUUACGCCCGGCCACAUGUUCAAUGAAAUCCCAAGUGUAGCAAGUGUUUGCUUGUUAGCUUAAACGCUAACUUUAUGCAAGAGGCCCAAUCGCAAUGUUCAUGUCAUUUGAAUCCUUAAAAUGGACUCCAAAGUAAGCUACUAUUUAUCAGUAAAAUAUUAAUAGUGCUGUUAGCUAGGAUGUAAACGAGUGGGUAUACAUAUAUUUUUGGGAAAAAAAAUCCACAGCUCAUCUCAGGAUAAGUAUUGUUAGCUGUACAAGCCUCUCAAACAAAACAUUAACACUUACACUAACAUUCUGCUGCUUAAAAGUCCAUAUUUUGUUUUUUUAUCCCUUAAAAAAAUGACAGGCACACAGGUACUUUAUCCUAAAAACCAAUGCGACCAUCCAAAUAUAUUUCAAAGAUGGACUGUUAAAUAAUCUGUAAACGAAUGCCUUUCUGUAGUUAGCUAAAAUGGUAACAAUAUACUAUUGAAGCGAGUUGCCUAAAACAUUCAUUAGUGUAGCACAAAUCUUUUGUCGGUAUUUUGUCUUUUUUGAGAUUGGGAAGUGAGCCGACCAAUCAACGCAAGGCAAGGCAAAAAAAUAAAUAAAAAAAUUUAAAUGUAGGCAAGACUGAGCGAAGCGCUUGGUGGAAUCAAGAACUAUUUUCUUGGAGACUCAGGGAGACAUUUAAGUGUUUUGUUAUGUUAGCAUGUUAGCAGUUAGCCAAAAGGUUUGCCUCUUUUUUUUGUGCACUUUACGCCGAUGAAUCGAUUUCCUCAAUUCCUCGAUUCUUAUGGUCCAUCGCUGGUUUCUAUGCAACCAAAAGAUGGGAGGCCUCGCUUUGGAUACUGACCACAAGGGGCGCCCUUUCCGAAACCAAUUAAAGCAAGUCACACUGACUUCUCACCGUUUGAGUCUUUACAAAUGGUGAGUCUUGAAUAGAAACUUGAGAAAAAAAUAGCCCUGAAUUCACGCGGGAACUAAAAAAAACACACACACACACACACAAACAGUUGUUCAUCACAGUACACACAAAAGCAGUUUAUCACAGUACACACAACACGGGUGCGCUGCACAAGGGAGAAAAAAGGCACUUGUUUAGGAAAGAUAGAAUGUAAUGUUGCACCAUAGUGUAUUUUAUUGUCAGAUUUUUGAAAAAUAAAGUCAGUUAUUUUCCAGGAAAAAGUAGACUAUUUCUGGGGAUUUUAUUUUGUAUUAAAAAGAAAGAAUACAAUCACAGUGCAAUUUGGGCGGGUCAUUACAAAGUUAUAUUGUGGAGGGAAUUAAAGUCUGACAUUCCCGGAAAAACACUGAAUAUUUCGAAGAAAAGAAUAGUUUUUGUAAUUUCAGAAAAAAGCGAGUAUAGAGUCACACUUGAGUGGAAAGAAAGUUGUAUAUUUUAAAUAAAAAUGUCUUUUAGGACAAAGAGUAAUUUAAUUUAAAAUGUAAUUGUGAUUCAAAGUCAUUUAAACGUCCGGAAAAUGUAUGUGUGUUUUUGAGAGAAUACAACAGCA
This is a messenger RNA of Syngnathus typhle (broad-nosed pipefish), 5564 nucleotides long. RefSeq names its product short transient receptor potential channel 4-like. Gene Ontology annotation, biological process: calcium ion transmembrane transport; manganese ion transport; regulation of cytosolic calcium ion concentration. The coding region runs from base 1208 to 3895 and encodes 895 amino acids. The record is from RefSeq and is a predicted model, not a curated record. Gene Ontology annotation, cellular component: cation channel complex; membrane. Gene Ontology annotation, molecular function: protein binding; inositol 1,4,5 trisphosphate binding; store-operated calcium channel activity. The transcript has 15 exons. Lineage: Eukaryota; Metazoa; Chordata; Actinopteri; Syngnathiformes; Syngnathidae.